AAACCGGACAAUAAAUCUUCAAAGCUUAAUAUCCGUUUUCUUAAAACUCUCUUAAUUAGUAAGCAAAGAUUCAACUCAACUCAAUUCGCUUUUUUUAAUAUUGUUGUGCUUUGCUUAGCGUCUAGGUUUUCCUCUUAUACAUUAAGGCUUCUGAAGAUUCGGUUUCAGCAGCUCUCUUCAGCAUUCGGGUUAGCUUUGUGAUUGAAGAAGAAUUUAGUGCAAAAUUUAGCCUGUAAUUAAUGAGGUCCAGCACUGUGAGAAGGCGGCUUCAUCAUGGGGAUGUUGGAGAUAGAAGGAAUGAAAAUUACGAGUCAUCAGGAUUGGAUGGUUUAGAUGAACCUUUGUUAGGGAAUCAUGAUUACGAUGACAAACAUCCUGAGGGGAAGAUGACAGAGGAAAUUUGGGAUGACGAACGAAAGAAGGAACAGUUACAUUGGACGCUUUUGUUCUCGAACUUGAUCGCUCAAUGGGCACAGUGGAUAGCAAACAUUGUCUUCGGAUCUGGAUCAUUUAUUGCACAAUUUUUACCUCUUCAUUCUAACACUCAGAAACUUAUCGCGCCUACUCUUAGUUCUUUACAGGAAGCAAGGCUGAGAAAUCUACAGCAAAGACUGGGAGUCCCAUUUGAUGGAUCUCGGUUGGAUCAUCAAGAUGCUCUGAAGCAGUUGUGGAGAUUGGCUUACCCUAACAGGGUGCUUCCAUCUCUUAAAUCAGAGCUUUGGAAGGACAUGGGAUGGCAAGGCCCAGACCCUUCAACAGAUUUCCGGGGUGGAGGAUUCAUAUCAUUGGAGAAUCUCAUAUUUUUUGCUAAGAAAUAUCCGGAAUCUUUCCAGAGGUUGUUACACAAACAAGAUGGAAACCGAGCUGAUUGGGAAUAUCCAUUUGCUGUUGCUGGUAUCAACAUUUCAUUCAUGUUGAUACAGAUGUUGGAUCUGCAAUCAGGAAAACCAUCUUCCAUGGCUGGAAUCCGAUUUUUAAAACUACUUGGGGAAGAUGAAAUGGCAUUCGAUGUUCUUUAUUGUGUAGCCUUUCAGAUGAUGGAUGCACAAUGGCUUGUGAAACGGGCUUCGUACAUGGAAUUCAAUGAUGUUCUGAAGUCUACAAGAACACAAUUAGAACGAGAGCUCUCACUCGAAGAUGUAUUCAGCGUGAAAGAUUUACCGGCAUACAAUCUGUUGAGAAGGUAACGACAGUCGGAGAACAUAUUUGUUUCAUCAUUUAAAGCACAUUUGGCAUACAUCAUUCCUUUGUAUGGAAGUAACAGACCGAUGAAAAUUGGGUAUAGUUCAUGUUGACUUUGGAAGAAGGUUAGAAUUUGCAAAUGCCCCCCCCCCC
Messenger RNA from Hibiscus syriacus, 1335 nucleotides. Its product is annotated as ELMO domain-containing protein B-like. The coding region runs from base 240 to 1187 and encodes 315 amino acids. The transcript has 10 exons. NCBI's taxonomy places the organism in Eukaryota, Viridiplantae, Streptophyta, Magnoliopsida, Malvales, Malvaceae. The record is from RefSeq and is a predicted model, not a curated record.